Messenger RNA from Cinara cedri, 7869 nucleotides. Lineage: Eukaryota; Metazoa; Arthropoda; Insecta; Hemiptera; Aphididae. The record is from the annotation of a GenBank genome assembly.
CUCCUCUCCCCCCGAUUGACGUACCGAGUUUUAUGAAGUUUCUAUACUAACCUACCACUCUACAGGCUAUAGCAGCAGCUGCUUUAUAGAAUUCAGUGAGUUUCUAGAAACCGGUACACAAUAUUACAAUAGGUAGCUGUCGGAUGCCAGAGCUGCGGUUUAUAUUUGUUAUGUUGGCUGAGGUGUAAAAUACUAAAAUCAUAACCUAAUAUGUUUUUGUGUAUCUUUUACUUUUUACUUUUUUUGUGGUGCUGCUCGACGCAUGUCGUCGUUCCUACAAGUGUCAAGUAAGUGUACGCAAUUUUCAUUUGUGUUUCUAUGUAGGUCUAUUUAAUAGUCAUUAAUUAUUGUUUAUCGUUGUCCAAUUAAUCAAAUUGGUUUCACACACCCGUAUAAAUUAUCUAGUUUGUUUUUGGUUUUAAACGUUACCUAUAAAUCUUAUCAUUGCUACGGAAUCCGUACCCGGAACCCGCUUCACGCACGUGAUAUUUUGUAUGCCAACGAUAAAUAUUUUAUUUUUCAUGCCGAUUUUUACCAAAGUUUAUAGAAUGUUCUAUGAAUCUUCGAUACCUAUUGUCGACCCGAGUUUAGAAUAAUCAAUAAUUAUUAUUUUCUUAUGCGUGACUAUGUUGACGAUACAAUAGUUUACAUUAUAUUUAAAUUAAUAAUUAUUCUGAUACGUUCCUUUUUAAAUUUCCAAUUGAAUUUUCGUUUUAUUUAAAUAUUUUUUAUUGUUAUUGUAUACCAUAGUUGUCAAUUGAAAUAUUCAUCUAUCAUAUAACCAUGUGACAAUAUCCUCAUCAAUGGCUUCAAAUUUAAGACAGUUCAUGUCGAUCAAAUAUGUAACGGGCCCAACGCAAGAGGAUAAUGAAGAGAGAAGUAUAAAAUAAAUUAUAACACAUUUCUGAGCUCUUAGUCAGUAUUCACUUGAUGCUUCAAACAUAAGAUAAAAUACACUCAAUAACUUCUAUGCCCAAUUAUUAAUUCAUUAAAAUAUUCUAAGUCUAAUUAUUAAAUCUUUACAAAAAUAUAAUUCAUAAAACAAUGACACGAAGGUAUUCGCAAAAGAUCAUAAUGGACUCGUCUGCUUUAUCGUUAUUCGGGUGGUGUUACAGGCGCAACUUCAGAGACUUACCGGGGGGGUGGGGAUCAUUAUUUUUAGCUAUAAAUAAGUUGCAGAGGCACCUUAGUCGCUUAGAAUAUACUUUGAGACAAAUAAAAAUGUACUUAAUUUCUCCUUUGUACCUAUUCAUUAUGUCUCUGAACCCCCCCCCCCCCUCGAUAGAUACACUACAGUAGUUCUACAGUACUGAAAAAAGUUGUUAAAACUUACAAAAUGAUAAUUUGGUGAAUUUUGGUAUAAAUCUGAUUAGUCAGUUAUAGUUGUUGUAUGACGCGGUUAAAUACAUUGAUCACUAAUAAUAUUUUAAUUAUUUUUAGAAUACUCGGGCCCAGGUUUUACAUCUUAAUGUCAUCAUGUUGUAUACCACGAUAAUUUAAUACAUGUAUAAUGUAUACAUUUAUAAUAUGCUUUAUCUUUGCCUAAUAUACACCCAAUAAUACUAAAUAUAGAUAAACCAUCUGUCAACUAAUGAUGGGUUUUUUGCCAAAUUAAUACACGGCCUGAGGAAGAUCAUAUUCGUAUUAUUAUAAUUCAUAUACCUCAUAAUAAUAAUAAUAAUAUGAUAAUAUAGUGUUUAAGACAAAAUAAAAUUGUUAAAUAUCUAAUUAAAUAAUCACAAUUUUUAAAUUUUUGGAAAGCCUUGGGGGGCGGUGGCCCCAGUGGCCCCUCCCCUGGAGCCACGCUUAUUGCGUCAGGUAUACUGGCAUCCUGCCCCUGCAAUGUAUUGUCCAUAGCCGCACUAUGCGGUGAUCUGUCACAUCAGGCGUAUGUCCGAAUAUCACUCGUGAGUUGAUGACUUUUGUCUACUACGUCAAUAACAAAGCACAUAAUGUAUAAAUUUUAUUUUCUUAUGCUGGCUUAUACAAGCAUAACUUGUUGUUGAAAUUGCAGUAAGGGUAAGAUUGUAUGUUACAUGUAUCUAGGCCCAUACGUGUACGUAACAUUUACAAUUUUCCUUUAUAGUAUUUUAGGUAUGGGUCCACAUGUGUUCUACGAGAGUAUUAUAUUACAUGUAAAACAAUGUUUUUGAAUUAAAUAACCAGCCUAUAAAAUAAUAUACAUGAUUAAUUUAAAGUUUUUGUCCCAGGUAUAUGAAGAAAAAACAGAUCAUUCAGAAGACAUUGAAUUAGCUGUUUCAUCUGAAGUCAAUAAGAUGAAAGAAAUAUACCAAUCAAGCUUUAGCGUGCGUAUAGAUAAUAUCAUUUAUAAUAUUGCUACUUAAGUGUUGUGUUUAAUGUAAUCUUUAGAGCCCUUGAAAAUGUUAUCUACUUUAAUUGUCAUAUUAUUAGGUAGGUAUAUUUUUCAUAAAAUAAUUUGUAUGCAUUCAAAGUGAGUAUGUUUUAUCAUACUCAAAAACAAUCAUAUACUGUUAUCUAAAUAUUUAUACCUAGGUAUAUAAUAGUUGUUGAUGAAAAAGUAUAUAAAUUCACUCAAUAUGACCAUAUAUUUUUAGAAAAUUACAUAGGUGAUAUAUAAUAUUAAAACUAUAUAUAUUUUUUUUGAAAAUAUAAUUGGUGAUAUAGUCGUAAAUAUAUUUUUAGUUGUAUACUAAAUUAUUAAUUGCAUGCGAUAUGAACAGUCAUUGUUCCCAUACACGCUGUUAUCAAUUAAAAAUAAACACCAGUUGCCUGUUUAUUUAAACAUAUUAAUUUAUUAGUAUUUUAAAAAUUUAUUAUUUAUUUACGAAAAAAAGUUUUAUUUUAUCUAUUUAAAUAAUAUAUGAAUUACUUAACAAUUAAUAUUUUAUCAUAUAAUGUUUACAUUACAGUAUUUUCCAUACACAUUUCUUUUUGAUCUGUUGGUAGUAGGGAUCAGUUUUUCUAGUUCUUUUUAUCAUUAAUUAAGCUGUGGUUUUAUAACCACUUUCACAUACAAUUCAGAGUUCUAUUCAUUGAGUGUUAGCGCUUUUAUAUUUAUGAACAUGAGGUUGGGAAUAUUUAAUAUCAAUUCUUAAAUGUGUACAAAUAAAAUUUAUAAAGCUUUAUCUUCAUAUUAAUUCAUAUUCUACCAUUGAGAACAGAAAUGUACUUAUUAAAUUUGUAUUCAUAUGGAUAUUAUCAACAUUUUCACUGUCUAUAUAAUUUGUAUCUAAUUGAAAACCGGAAAAAAAUUUAAUAUAAUUUCCACAUACUUGAUGUUAAUUUAUUUUAGUUUAUAAAGUUUUGUACUUGAUUUUAAUAUCCUUUGUAAAAUGUAUGGUACUUUCUUGUUAUUUUGACUUCAUGUGGUUUUCUGGUUAUAUCAAAAUUUCCAAACAGUACCUGUAAUGGGGUAUUUUUUUUAUUGAUAAUUAAAAGCUAGUGAAGCUAUUUUGGCCUAUUACUUAUUUUAUUUCAUUUUGCUUACAAAUCUUUUUUUGAAUUUUUAUUAAAAGCUUGGAGCUUGAACUAUAAGUGAGCCAGGUAUACACAUAACCCAUCCGCCAAAAGUAUUGUUUAUCCAGAGUUGCAAGUACAUAUAGGAUUUGAAUAGAUUUUAAACAAAUAUUUGGAAUAAAAACAACCUUGGAUAUAGGGUACCAAAAUAGCCACUUGCAAUUGUGGAAAUAAUUGAAGUGUCAGUCUACCAUAUAAGGUAAUUGAAAUAACCAAAAAGUACCAAAUGUAUACUAUCUUCAUCAUUGUCUUAAAAAAAUAAGGCUUUGAGGUAAUGAGUUUUAUUAAGUUAUUAAUAGUUGUAAUUAAAGGAGUCAAAUAUACAUUAAAGGUAACAUCCCAAUUCAAUAAUUAUUGGAAAAUUAAAGAUUGUUCUAAAGAAAUAUAAACAGUUUUCAAAUGUUUGAUAUUUAAAAUAAAUUUUAAGCUUUUGUAGGUGUAAAGUAAUAGUAAAGUAGGUGUAAUUUCUAUUUGAAAUAACCAAUUUAUUGAUAAGAAAAUUUUAUUUUAAUUUUUCAUUAAUUAUCAGAUCUGUAUAAUUUAUGUGAUUUACUCUCACAAUAGAUUGAUGAGUACAAGUUGAAAUUGUAUUUUUUCAAAAGAAUGUAGACAGAUAGAAAAUAUAAAUAAAUUGAUUUUAAAUUUAUCCAUAAAAUAGAUUUCAAAUAAAAUAUAGCUGGGCUUUUUAAGGUUUAGAUAAUUAUUAUUGUAUCAAUUUAGAACUUUUUACGAUAAAAAAUUAAUUUCAUUAAAUAGAAAAUAAAUAUUCUUAUUAUUAAAAAUUAUCAGCCGUACUAUUAAUAUAUUAUUACAAUUUACAACGAUUCCUGAUUACUUGUCAUAUUGAUAUAAUAAAGUACAUUAACGUAAAUAUUAAACAAGACUUAUGAUAGAAUCCUGUUAUACAUCAAUUGAUAGUAAUAUUUAUAUUGUCAUAUCCAUCAUUAACUUUGACUAUCUGAACUACCAAUUAUGUAAGACUUAAUUAUUAAAAAUUAAAAUUAAAAUCCCUCUUAUCUCAUUAUAGUCUAAUUUUCUAAUUAGGAGACCAAUAUUUACUACAUCAAAUCCAUUUUUAUGUACAAAAAAAAACCGACAUUAUACAUUUAUUAUUUAAAACUAAAUUGUCUACAAGAAAAACAAAAUUAUUUUUUUAAAACAAUUAACACCCUGAUUAAGAAAUUUGUCUAUAAUUUAUCAAUAAGUUUAUAUUUAUUAAGUAUUAUAUUUACCAUUUCCAACACAAUUUAUUUUUCAGUUGGUACAUACCCAUUUAGAUCUGUGNUAGCAAUCAAUAACAAAAAAAAAUUGAAAUAAGUCAUUAGUUUCUUCAUUAGAAAUUUCAACUUCUUCUGUUCAAAAUAAUAAUAUGUUACAAACAUUUAAUUGUAAUUUAAUUUAGCUAAAACUAUUAGCAAUACAUUAAUUUUAGGAUUAAUAAUUAAUAAAUAAUACUAAUUAUCUUACAGGUGACAAUAUAUAUUCAACAAGAUUUUUGGAACAUAGAAUAUUUGAACAUUUUUGAUGUUAUAGCUGGAUAUCAUACAAACAAAUUACAAAGUGUAUUAAGUAAUAAUAUAUUUAUUCAAUUUAAUACUUAUAAUACCAAUUCAGAUGCAUGGUUGACAAAGUUGCACAUGACUAACUUCAUAACUCUCAUUAUGCAUACAAUUAAUAGUAGUAUAAAUAGUAUUAAAUCAUUAAAAAUGAUAUGCUUGGAUAACUUAUAUGGUAAGUUAUAUUUUAGAUUCUGAGUGGAACAAAGAUGCUUAUGACUUUACAAAGUUUUUUUUUUUUCUUGUAUGUGCGCAACUUGUCUACCAGAAGAAGUUAGGAUUUCUACCUGUAGCACCUUUUCUAAAAGGUGUAGAGAGGUCGUUUUUUUGAUUAUUUCAAAAGUUUUCUCAUCAAAUGCGAAAAUCCUGAAAAGAAACUCGGAAAAUUUACAAAAUAUAACAAAUCUAAUAUUACAAUGUUUUUUCUAUGCAUAACUUUUCUGCCAGCAUUUCCAAUCCAACUUUUAAUGAUAGCAAUGUUUCUAAAAGGAAAUUUUACUAGGGAGAUACUCUUAGAGUGGGCAUUUUUUGAUUUUCCCAAGUUUUUCCAGAAAAUGUGAAAAGCCAGGAUAAAACAUGGACAAAUUGGUAUAACAUUUAACAAAUUUUAUUUAACAAAAUGUAUAAAGCUUAUUUAAUUAUUUUACUACAAAAUGACAUAUUUAUUGUUGACAAAGCAUCACUAUCAACUAAACUCUGCUCAGAAUCGGUUUUUUGUAAUCAAUGGUUAUCAUUGCUUACAGAUAUACAUUAAAUUCCUGCCUAUAUCCUUUCUUCCCAACAUCCAACCUUCACCAGUGGCUGCACCCAUUCCCAUUAUCUUACCUUUUUUUUAAAUUUUGUUAUAUUAUUUUGGAUAAUAUACAAUAUUUAAAAUUCAUGGACAACAGCUUUCAAUUUUUAAGGAACAAUUAACACCAUUGUUUAAAUUCUAAACAACAAUGGUGUUUUUCAUUCCUAAAAAAUUAUGUAAAGCAUGAUCAUCUAAGAAGAUAUUUUACAUUUUUAAGUAUUAUUAAUAGUAAAUUUGUCUCAAUUUUUAAAAGUAACAUUAAUUUUAUUAAUAUUGUUUUUAAUUUUGAUUUUUGUUCACCACAUUUUAUAUAUUUUUAAUCUCAAAAACAAAUAUUAAACUAUUAUGGAAUCAUGUUAAUUCUCUUAAAAAAAAAUCAAAUAUUAUUGUACACGGGUUGUAUUAAUUAUAAUAAUUUUUCAAUUUUUUAAACUUUUAGAUUAUUUCUUCAGUGUUUGUUUUAGAAAUUUAGUGAACAUUAAUGAGGUACUACUACUUUCUUAUUUUUAAUUAAAUAAUAGUAUUAUUUAAAUUUUUAAGCUAUUGAUCUUUGAAAUUCAGGAUUAUUUAUUUACAUUCUUUUAAUCCCUUGCAGUAACUGAACUUAAUGGUAUAGGAUUGGUGUUUUAAAAUUCCAUAGGUACUGUCUUUAAUUUGUCUUCCAUAUGUAUUAAUAAAGUAAUAAAAAUAUGGAUUCAGUCGCUGUUUAAGAAACUCCAUAGUAAACUAACCUAAUAAACAACCAUAUUGUUUAUUUUUUUUUAUGCCGCUUAAUAUUUUUAAACAAAAUGUAUAUUUAGAUUUUAAUUUAAUUAUUUUUAUUUUUAUGUUAUUAUUAUGACUAUAAUUAUUGUUAUUUAUUACCUAUUUAACAUUUUUAUUUUGUUACUAUACAUUAUUUUAUUAUUUAUUUGUACUUUACUGUACUAUUAUUGUAAGUUAAAAUUGCAUUACUUAUACACUAAUCUUGUCUUUAUCAUUAUUGUAUUAUUUUAUUAAAAGAUUUUUCAACCUGUUAAUUAUAAAUAAAUAAAUAAUUAAAUAUUGUAUAAAAUUACUAAAUAGUAAGUUACAUUUUUAAAUUUUGUUGUACAAUUUUAGAAUGAUAUGAAGAAUUAAAAUACAGCUCAAGAUAAAUCAAGAACAGCUUUCAACUUUGAAGGAACAAUUAACACCAUUGUUUAAAUUAUAAACAACAAUGGUGUUUUUAAUUCCUACAAAAUUAUAAGCAUGAUCAUCAAAGGAAAAGAUUUAAUUUUUAAGUAUUAUUUUAAGUUAAUUUGUUUAAAUUAUUUGAAGUAAAAUCCAAUUUAUUAAUAAUAGUUUUUAUCUUCUAAAUUAUAUUUGAAGGUGUAUUAUAUUUACUUGGUGUGAAAUAUUUAAAAAUUAUCCAUUAAAUUUAUUAUUUUUAUCAAAAAAAAAAAAACCAUUUUAAUUAUAAUUCAUGAUAACCUAUAUAGCUACAAUAUGUAAUUUUUUAUCUUGAUAUUCUUUAAAAAUAAGGUUUGAAAUAAUUCUGAGAUGGAUAUUGUUGCUUAGAACAUGUAUGCAAAACUUGUAUCCAAUCAAUCACACUGAUAAUUUUAUUAUUCGAAAAUCUUUGCUUACACAAUAUACAAAUAUGUUUUAGAAAAUAGAAGAAAACAAUUCAUUGAAGUUGAGUUUUGGUAUUGGCAUCUAACUGAGACUGCGAAUUUUUCUAUUUGUGUGAACCAUAUCGAAUAUCGGUUAAAAACAACUAUCAUUGAGAGUGACCGACUCGAAAAACAGUUAUUAGUUAAUUUAAUUGCCAUGGAGUAUCAAAAAUAAAUUACUAAUUAAAAAAAAAAUUAAAUCAGGAACUGAGAACAAGGGGAAUUACUGUUUAGCAUAAUUUUUUUAUCGAAAAUAUGGAUUUUAAUUAUCAAACAAAGUACAUACAACUUUUCGAAAAUUAUAAAUUGUAUUUUUUCAGUUUGUUCUCUGACUGUUCAUAAAGUAUUUUCUGUAUCCCUUGUUGAGCUACUUCAUGAAUACAAAUAA